Messenger RNA from Marchantia polymorpha subsp. ruderalis, 2644 nucleotides. The record is from the annotation of a GenBank genome assembly. Lineage: Eukaryota; Viridiplantae; Streptophyta; Marchantiopsida; Marchantiales; Marchantiaceae.
GGACGGCACUCGCUCCCAUCGUCGCCAGCCAAAGAAAGGUCGACGCAAGCGGGGCAGGCAUGUUUGCAUCGGACUGGGGGGAAGAGCCUUGGGGAGGAUGGCAGGGCUCUCUAAGUUCAGGGCUUUGGGAGUCAUGCUUAGCGUGCAUGCCUGCUCUUGACAGUCUCAAAUCAAAGUCUAGCCAGCUUAGCUCUCAAGACCUGAGCAAACCUUGGUGUCCUAAUGCUGUACCCACCACAAGGAGAAGGAGAAAAAGAUCUGGUAGAUUUGGGAGCCGCUGGACAGCAGUGACAGCAGAGCCCCGUCUGCUGCAAUUCCUGUCAGUUGCUAGCGUUACAAUUCUGUUGCACUGACUCUUCUCGUCCAGUCUGGACCUGCCAGCCAGUCUUGCCAGAAUCAGGGCUCUACGGACAGCCUGAAAGUUUUCAGUCGUCCCCUAAUUUCUUCCUUCUGAUCCCUGGGACUCUUGAGAGAACGCUUCGUCUCCUUCCCUUCCUCCCUCCCUCCUCGUCCUCGUCCUCGUCCUCGUCUGUCUGGAAUUGCUCGGCAGCCCCUGCGUUCCCAGGCAGCAGCCUCCAUGGCGCGCCUGGAGGGCGACGACCGCCUCGAGCGCUUGUCCGAAACGUGAGACAUUUGCAUCGCUUCGUCGCUCAGAAUCCUCGCUCGAUGUGCACGAUCGUCUGCCUGUACUCGAACUGAGACGCCUGGCGCAUUUCUCAGAGAGCUGCUGCUGAUGAGGGUCAGCAUGGGCUCUGUCCUGUCCAACGGUGGCAGGCCACUCCGGCCUCCGCCAAAAGAAAAAGCUGCAGGAAUCUCGAGGAUCGUCGCCUCCAAGAAAACGUCGACCGUCCUUCUGUGCACAUUGUUCAUAUUUCUCAUCUCUGCGCGCUCUAUCGCCAACUGGCUGUCGACUCUUCCGGACCUGGCGCUCCGAAUCAGCUCAGGGGCCGGCCCCUACUCCUCGUGCGUGAACUUCACGGACCCUCUGAAAUCCAGGCACGAGUCGCUGAGUUUGCUGCCGCACGGCGAACAAUACAUGCUCUAUUCGCCGCACGAAGGAUUCAGCAAUCAAGCUCGAGAGCUCAAAAAUGCUCUCCAGAUCGCCCUGCUGCUCAACCGCACGCUCAUCUUGCCUCCUGUCGUGGACCACGGUGAGGUGAAGCACGGCAGGUGUUUAAAACCGCGCUAUCCGACCCAGAGAAAGCUCAAAGAGAGAUCAUGGAGCGCUGUUCGCCGACAUAUCUCCCAGAACAGAUACGUCGCGAUUGCAGAUAUCGUCGAUCUGCGGUCGCUGACCCCGAGGCUGGUGAGAACCAUCGACCUGCGCGUGUUCUUGGCGCUGUGGUGUGGAGUGGACAUAGCUCCGGUGUGCGCAGGGCCGCAAUGCCGCAGCUUGGCGAGCUCCCUGCCUCCGAGCUGGGGAUCUCUGGCGACUUGCAGACAGAGACUAUUUCCCGCCCCGGGAGUGCGUUCCUGUUUGGUAUACGACGUGGAGGACGACUGUCCCACAACGAUCUGGACCAAUGGCGAGAGCGACUUCACUCGAGAAUUCAUGGAGCAUCAGCUUAUGCAAAAGCUUCGGAACGAUCCGGAUAUGUCCAAUCGGACAAGCUUGAUGCACGCCGAGUCUGGCCAUGAUCGAAGGAUCGUCCGAAAGGACAUCGUGAAGACUCUGGGCCCCGGAUCUGAAGCCGGCCAAAGAUUUCUUCUGUCCUUCGGAAGCCUCUUCUCCCGAAUGUACAAACAUAUGGAGCUCCAUGUGAACAUCAGAGCAGCGUUGGGAGACGAGGUCAUGGAAUCCAAGCUGGAGGCCAUAAAGAAAGGCCUUCCUUUCACGAAGGAGAUCAUGAGGAGCGCUAAGCAAUUCGUGAAGGAGGAAUUUGCGAACCGACCUUACUUCUGUGCGCAUGUCAGGCUGGGGGACGGAGCUUUUGUUCAUGUCUGGGACAAGAUCUUCAGGCCUUUGAGGAAGAAAUUGGAGCAGCUGUCGCAGAAGUGGCACAGGAAGAGUAAAAGGUUGCACAUCUUCCUCAUGACGGACCUAGCACGAGAAAGCUGGAACGGAACGCUUCUGGCAGAGGUAGAUGCCAGCGAUCGAUUCAUGAUCCACACUCUAGAUGGCCACCAGUACUUUCUGAAUGACACUGCCCACCAGACGACGUCGUCUGAGCAUGGCCUCAGACUGGGCUUCGUCCCCCAAAUCGCCGGGCUCGAACCACUACGUCCAAAAGAUCCAGUGAACUCAACAUCACUGGCAAGUUUUGUCCCCGAUGUUCGACUCUACGUCGAAGAGGUGGUCUGUGCCUGUGCCUCCUUGGGUUUCCAAGGCACCUUCAGGUCUACGGUCACGACCAACAUCAACGAGAUGAGAACUGCGCGAUUGUGUCCAGUAUAACCUCAAAAGUAUUAUUCGAAAUUAUUUUCCUCAAAUUCUCACCUUUCACACUUUUCCUCGGAGACAGCUCCUUUUAAAAAUGUGUCUUGUAUACUCACAUGUUACUCGCAGCCUCAGUACCUGCUUUGCAGCAGCACUGGCAGAUGGGUCCUUUAAAGCUACACUAAUGUGUUCAUUGGUUUCGCGUAAUGUACUGUCCUCUAGCGCGUGAACAGAACAACUGAAUGAAUGAAGAAGCCUAAACCCUCG